Molecule: messenger RNA, 3097 nt
Organism: Venturia canescens
Lineage: Eukaryota; Metazoa; Arthropoda; Insecta; Hymenoptera; Ichneumonidae
Product: proton-coupled amino acid transporter 1-like
Exons: 11
Coding region: 670-2187 (505 amino acids)
Biological process (GO): amino acid transmembrane transport
Molecular function (GO): L-amino acid transmembrane transporter activity
Source: RefSeq, a predicted model, not a curated record
GGGAGAGAAGCAACGCUCUGACAAGUUUUUCGCGCAGCCGAAUCCUCCCCACGACCACGAUCACAUAAUUCGUGUGAACUUUUACUCGGUGUAUCGCGAUGCGUCGGUUUUCCCUCGCGAACUUUCGUUUUUCGUCGCCAUUUUGAAAGUCGAGCCUCACCGAUUGACCACCCUCCAAGUGACGCGCUGGGAAUGUAGUUUUGGGAUGAAAACAGAGCGCGCCACGCGAAAAACAUGACGAGUCUCUCGAAGCAGACUGCGACCGACGAAUCCUCAGCUCGUGACCUUUCUAUGCGACUCGACUUUUGUACGGUGCUUCCAUCUCCUCUAUUCGACCCACACGAGGGAUCGUAUUUCGCUCGUAUUCAAAUAAUCCUCAUAAAAUAAUUAUCAUAAUACAUACGCUCGUUAUGCUGUUAACGGUGUAAUGAAGGGAAGUCGAUAUUUAUCGUGCUCGUAUACCAAAAUCACAUUUACCUUCCUCAAGGAGGUCGCGGGCGACAAACGUUACUUAAUGCAGUUUAAACCUUGAGACCCGGCGAAAGCGGUUGACUCAUGUAUUUCAAUUACCGUAUAUAUUAAACUGCCAUUCGAAAGGAGCCGUAGUUGCCUGUUCGCAUAGAUACACACUAUCACAACCUCGCGAAUGUAUAUUUCUAUAUCAAUACUAUGUACAGGGUGUCUCAACACACUUUCAGUUUUCAUUCCAUCACAACGAAGAUGGAAUUUCACAUGAAAUCUUCGGGACCUUCGCGGAAGGCUGACUCGAGAAUUGGCGCUGAAACGAUCUUCGAGACGACAACGCCACUCGGGAGCACCGUCGACAAUUAUGGGGCGUUUCAAUCGAAAGACCCGAUUUUGUCCAUCAGCAAGGACAAUCGCAACAACAAAUCUCAUGGCGAUCCGGGUCAUGGCUCGAACGUUCAUCAUCCCACAUCGUAUUUGGAAACUAUGAUGCACUUGUUCAAGGGCAACGUUGGCUCGGGCAUCUUUGCUCUGGGUGAUGCCUUCAAAAAUGCUGGUUUAUUGCUUGCCCCACCGCUGACUGUCAUACUCGGCGUUAUUUGCGUUCACGCGCAGCACAUUCUCAUAAACUGUAACGAGGAAAUUUGUCGACGAUUGGGAACGACGAAAGACGCACGGCCAGGAUUCGCAGGAACGGUUGAAAUGUGCUUCGAGACGGGGCCACUUUCGCUUCGUAAAUAUUCGGUUAUGAUGAGAAAAUUGGUUAACAUAUUUUUAUGUGCUACACAAUUGGGAUUUUGCUGCGUCUAUUUCGUCUUUAUUUCUACCAAUAUGAAGCAGGUUCUCGACGGUUAUGGUUUCAAGAUGAACGUCCAUCUCCAUAUGAUCGUCGUACUGAUCCCGAUAUUGUUGAGUACGUGGAUACGAAACCUCAAAUAUCUCGUGCCAGUGUCGUCGAUUGCGAAUUUCCUCGUGGUCGCUGGUUACGUAUUAUCGAUAUAUUUGAUGAGCCAAGAUUUGCCAUCUGUCAAAGAGCGGAACUACGUUGCGGACUGGCGCGCCAUACCGCUUUUUUUUGGCACGGUUAUCUAUUCGUUUGAGGGCAUUACUUUGGUGCUGCCACUAAAAAAUGAAAUGAAAACCCCGGAGAAAUUCAGCAAACCUCUGGGAGUACUUAAUGUUGGCAUGGUCAUUGUAGGCUCGAUGUUCGUAUUAAUGGGCUUUCUAUCAUACUUAAAAUACGGUGAUAGCGUAGAGGGUUCUGUCACACUCAACCUUGACUCCUCGGCAGUUGUCCCGUCCUGGUUACCCCAGUGCAUUCAAAUUGCUAUUUCUCUGAGCAUAUUGUUGACUUAUGCGUUACAAUUUUACGUGCCGAUUGCGAUCACGUGGCCGUCGUUGGUCAACACUUUUGGACCGUUUCGUUGGCCCGCCGUUGCCGAGAUUUGCUACCGUUCGGCCGUAUGCUUGCUCACCUUUAUCCUGGCUGAGGCAAUACCGCAACUCGGUUUGUUCAUAUCGCUCGUUGGUGCCGUAAGCAGUACAGCGUUGGCACUAAUCUUUCCACCGAUAAUGGAGAUGGUAAUCUGUUCGCAACAGUCCACCAUGAGCCUCAACACAAUGAUCAAAGAUUUGUGUAUACUUUUGAUCGGAGUGCUGGGUUGUGUCACAGGAACGUAUCAGAGUGUCGCAUCGAUCGUCGAGGCGUUCAGCGUGCAAUGAGAUCCCCCCGAUCGUCUCUAUAGCGACAGUAGACUUUAGAGAGACGAAGGAUUCGUAUACGUGUGGAAUUUGAAAAAUAAUUAUCCACAGGGCUUGAGAAAUGUCAAUCAAAUAUCAGUUCUGAUCUUUCAAUCACGAUCGAGCCCCACCAACCGGACGAACCAAGAGCUCUCCUUUCGACUAGAGCAAUUAGAAUAGCUUGCCAUUCAUGUAACAGGCAAGUUGUUGUUGUUGUUAUUAUUAUUAAUAUUAAUAUUAUGAUAAUUAUUAUGAUUAGUAUUAUAAUUAUUGCUCAUAAAGAAUUAUAGAAAGACGAUUGGACGAAAUAACUGUAAAUAGAGUGAUGAAUCAAAUAUCGCGGCGUGAUAUUAUCGUAAAUAAGUGUAAAAGUAAAGAAAAAAGAAAAAGAAUAAGAAAUUCAUUACAUGGUAGCAAGAUAUAAAUAUAUGCGUAUGAAGGAUCGUUAAAAGUUGCAUGUACGCCAACAGUUGAGAAAAAAAUCUCGGGAGAGAUUUUUGCCACGCUUCGUGUACAUUAUUGUAAGAAAAAAACGGAUGACAAGAAAGAAAAUAAUGCACACGUUAAGUAUCUAACACAACGAGUAUCGAGAAAAUUGGCAAAGUUGAUCAUGAACGAAAAAAAAAGCAGCAAAAGACAGUGGACCAAUAGGGGGUUUUCUCGAUCGAGUGCUCAGCUCCGCUAGUGCCAACUACCUCAAAGUCGUCUUCCAGCCAAUCCUGAUCCCGAUUUUGGAAAUUGGCCGAAUGGAUUUGUCGGGAGAUGAAAAUGAUAUAAAGUCUCGCGAUAUAAACCUGCUAUAAAAUUAUAAUUUUAGACAUGUAAGCUUGUACGAGAGGAAAGAAAAAAGAAAGAUUAAAAAAAAAAAGAAUAUAAAUGUUUGUCUAUCGUA